UUGUCUCCUGUACUCCCCAAAAUUUCCCCUCCUCCUGUAUCCUCUUCGCCCCCCUCCUUUGGGGGCCCCGUGACCCUGAAUGUGGGGGGCACGCUAUAUUCAACCACUUUGGAGACCCUGACUCGCUUCCCAGACUCCAUGCUGGGAGCCAUGUUUAGGGCGGGCACCCCCAUGGCCCCCAACCUCAACCCCCAGGGAAGUGGCCCCUACUUCAUCGACAGAGAUGGCAAGGCCUUCCGACACAUUCUCAAUUUCCUGCGGUUGGGGCGUCUUGAUCUGCCCCGCGGGUAUGGGGAGACAGCACUUCUCAGGGCAGAGGCUGACUUCUACCAGAUCCGGCCCCUCCUGGAUGCCCUUCGGGAACUGGAAGCCUCUCGAGGAACCUCUGCACCCACAGCUGCCCUACUUCACGCAGAUGUAGAUGCCAGCCCCCGGCAGGUGCACUUCUCUGCCCGCCGUGGUCCACACCACUAUGAGCUGAGCUCAGUGCAGUUGGACAUCUUCCGAGCCAACCUCUUCUGCACUGACCCAGAGUGUUUGGGUGCCAUGCGGACCCGAUUUGGUGUGACCAAUGAGGACAGAGCAGAGGGGGGUCCGCACUUUCGACUGGAGUGGGCCCCGCGCCCCACAGAACUCCCGGAAGUAGAGUACAGGAGGCUGGGGCUGCAGUCUCUGUGGACUGGGGGUCCAGGAGAGCGACGGGAGGUCAAGGGCACGCCAGGCUUCCUGGAAGAGGUGUUGCGGGUGGCUCUGGAGCACGGCUUCCGUCUAGAUUCCGUCUUCCCUGACCCCGAAGACCUGCUGAACUCCCGAUCACUGCGCUUUGUCCGGCACUAAGAAAUGAGAACACCGCCUUCGGUUUGAUUGCUGGGGAUAGAAAAUUGGGUAGCAAAGGAGAUGAAGGCGCCCCCCUGAAGCCUCUUUCUAGUUCCUUCUGCCCUGUGAGCUGUGAGAGUCAGGGGCUCUACUUCACCUGACUGGAGCCCAGUCGUGGCAGAAUUCCCAGACCUGAGCCCACCCAGGACUCCCAAGUAGUCCAAAGGUUCUGGACUGUUGCUUAUUCUGGAAGGGGUGGGGAAGGUUUCCCUGACUUGUUCUUGCCUGAAGCUGGGGACCUCCUUUCCUUGGUUGAUGCUCAGUAUUCAAGGAUCUGGAAAAGUGGGGAUACCUCUUAUGCCCAGCCUAGGCCUAAUAGAUCUCUGGAGGGACCCCGAGAUCUGAGAACGGGGGAUUUUGGAUUGUUUUAAUGUGGUCUUGUAUCAGAGCUUCUCUUUACGGAACUGGGUGGCUUGACCUGGCCUGAACAAUAAGAGGCGGGAAUACUCUGGAACAAGGGAAAAGGUAUUCUUUGCUAUGUUUUAAGCCACCUACUGAAGGAGACAGGCUACACCCCCCCAACCCAGGUUGGUAAAAUGAAGCUAGGAGACGCCCCAUUAACUAUGGGACUGGCGCAUCCCUCUGAAAUCCAACUGUUAAAAGAUCCCAUAUUGAUGGUAGGGCUGGCCAUGAGGAGGAAGGCGGCUCCUUCUUGGGUCGUGCAUGUGUGUGUGUGUGUGUGCACAUGCUCAUGUGCUCAUGCAUGUGCAUAUCACCCAUUUUGUAUGACUGAUGUGUGGGUCCCUGACACCUUGCCUCCCAUCUGUGUUACUGGAGAUGGUGUCUGUAUUGUUUGUUUUUUUGUGUGUGUGGUCUCUGCAUGUCCAAGCCUGUUUGGGGUUGCCCAGCAACUGUUUUGGCACCAGGUGUGUCCUGAAUAGAUUGCAAAUUACUAGCUUAAUCACAAGGGGUGUGUCUGUGUGUGCAUGCGUGUGCAUGCAUGUGCGCUCCCAUCAUCAUGCAAGCAGGAGGGGCCUGUUGGGGUUGAGUCACUGGGAUCUUCCUAGUGAAAGGUUAGAAAAGUCCCUGGUCUUAGCCAGCCCCAGAGGCCUGUAAGGAACUCUUGGUUACUAAGGCAACAUGAGCCUGUUGCUAGGAGAUAGCUGGGGAAAGCCCAAGGCUGCUCUGGGCAGAGAGAAGAUAGUUUGGAAGAGUGGGGGAGGAUAUGUGAUAGGAUUUCUGGGUCCUUGACAGGAUGGGAUACUCAUACGGGACACUUCACUGGGAGAGUCACUGAUUAUUUAUCACUGGUCAUGAUUUAUAAGAAGAAAAAUAAAAUUGCUUUUGGAACCAUAAACUUGUAAA
Messenger RNA from Talpa occidentalis (Iberian mole), 2181 nucleotides. RefSeq names its product potassium channel tetramerization domain containing 11 (gene KCTD11). Bases 139 to 837 code for a protein of 232 amino acids. The record is from RefSeq and is a predicted model, not a curated record. Lineage: Eukaryota; Metazoa; Chordata; Mammalia; Eulipotyphla; Talpidae. Gene Ontology annotation, biological process: positive regulation of neuron differentiation; protein homooligomerization. The transcript has a single exon.